GGGGCAGGGGCGGGACGCCGCCGGGCCGUGGGUCGGGCCCUGUGUCAGCAGCCCAGCAGGCGCUCGUGGGGGACAUGGCGGGCUGUGUGGCCCGGCGGGCCCUGGCCAUAGGCAGCCGCUGGUGGUCCCGGUCACUGACCGGUGCCCGGGGGCCAAGGCCACUCUGUGCGGCGGGUGGAGCCGGGCCCUUCCUCCCUGCAGCGACCACGACGCGGAGGCACCUCUCGUCCCGAAACCGACCAGAGGGCAAAGUUUUGGAGACAGUUGGUGUGUUUGAGGUGCCAAAACAGAAUGGAAAAUAUGAGACUGGGCAGCUUUUCCUUCAUAGUGUUUUUGGCUACCGAGGUGUUGUCCUGUUUCCCUGGCAGGCCAGGCUGUACGACCGGGAUGUGGCUUCUGCAGCUCCAGAAAAAGCAGAGAAUCCUGCUGGCCACGGCUCUAAGGAGGUGAAAGGCAAAACUCACACUUACUAUCAGGUGCUGAUUGAUGCCCGAGACUGUCCGCAUAUAUCUCAGAGAUCUCAGACAGAAGCUGUGACUUUCUUGGCCAACCACGAUGACAGCCGGGCCCUCUAUGCCAUCCCAGGCCUGGACUAUGUCAGCCAUGAAGACAUCCUCCCCUAUACCUCCACCGAUCAGGUUCCCAUCCAGCACGAGCUCUUUGAAAGAUUUCUUCUCUAUGACCAGACAAAAGCUCCCCCUUUUGUGGCUCGGGAGACACUACGGGCCUGGCAAGAGAAGAACCACCCCUGGCUGGAGCUCUCCGACGUCCACCGGGAAACAACAGAGAACAUCCGCGUCACUGUCAUCCCCUUCUACAUGGGCAUGAGGGAAGCCCAGAAUUCCCAUGUCUACUGGUGGCGCUACUGUAUCCGCUUGGAGAACCUUGACAAUGACGUGGUACAGCUCCGGGAGCGACACUGGAGGAUAUUCAGUCUAUCUGGCACCUUGGAGACAGUGCGAGGCCGAGGGGUGGUUGGCAGGGAACCAGUGUUGUCCAAGGAGCAGCCUGCGUUCCAGUACAGCAGCCACGUCUCGCUGCAAGCUUCCAGUGGGCAUAUGUGGGGCACAUUCCGCUUCGAGAGGCCUGAUGGCUCCCACUUUGAUGUCCGGAUCCCUCCCUUCUCCCUGGAAAGCAAUAAAGACGAGAAGACACCACCCUCAGGCCUUCACUGGUAGGCCAGCCGAGACCCCGCACAGCCAGGCCCGGUCCCUGUAGAAUGGUUCUCACCCCACAACUGCUGCAGAACUCUCCAUUGCUGGAUGCAGUGGGUCUCUUCAUCGUGUGCGCCAUUCAAAUGUGGGGUUCUUUUUUUGGUGGGUGGGCUAGAACCAUCUCCUCCAAAAGAUCCAUGUAGGACUCUUCCAAGGCUGGCCUCUCCUGCAAGCCCUGCCUAUACUGUGUUCCAGACCUUCCACCAGGAACUGUGGUCAGCUGCCACAGGCGAGGAGUUUCCUGGCCUGUUUGGAAUGUGAGGUUUGGUCAAUAAACCAGUGCACGCUCGGCCACCCUCGCUAUUUCUGCCCCUAUGGCCUCAGGCUCCCUUUUUGACCUGGUGGGGGCCCUUGAUCGCUUCCCUUGCUCUUUCCAGGAAGGUUCCACUCCUACGACGGUAUGUGUGUUUCCCUCCUGAAGCUUGGGGUCGCUGGACCUGUCUCAGAGUCACUGUACCUCUCAGUCAGUGGGGUGGGGGCUGGGCUGGACUCUUGUUCUCUUCUUUACCUUCUGCCAGCUGCAGAGGGGGAGGCCAGCGUCAGGGUUGGAGGAGUGGCCUGGCUCUUCGUGUUGGCCAACCACUGGCAUCUCUGGCCUCCCUGGGCCAGGGAGAGGAGUGAAGCAAGCCAGCCAGGUUUCCCGGAAUGUUGGGCCUGCCUGUCGUGAGCACAGGUUGCCAAGCCUCCAGACUAUAAAUGCAGGAAUUCAGCCGAGGUUUACAUUAUGGGUGGUGACUAAGCCAAGCUGCUUUCUGAGCUGCUCACAGAUCUCCAAGAGCCAGAGAUGAAAUAUGCUGCAUUUUGCCCUGUUUCUUAGGGUUCCUGCUUCCCUGCUACCAUAGUGAUUGUUAAAGAGGUUGUUUUAUUCUUGAAUUAAUAUUAAAUCUCAGUUCCAGCCCUU
This is a messenger RNA of Phyllostomus discolor (pale spear-nosed bat), 2115 nucleotides long. It is a transcript of the gene POLDIP2, whose product is annotated as DNA polymerase delta interacting protein 2. Gene Ontology annotation, cellular component: mitochondrial nucleoid; nucleus. NCBI's taxonomy places the organism in Eukaryota, Metazoa, Chordata, Mammalia, Chiroptera, Phyllostomidae. The transcript is spliced from 11 exons. The record is from RefSeq and is a predicted model, not a curated record. Bases 75 to 1178 code for a protein of 367 amino acids. Gene Ontology annotation, biological process: error-free translesion synthesis. Gene Ontology annotation, molecular function: DNA binding.